Molecule: messenger RNA, 1662 nt
Organism: Puma concolor (puma)
Lineage: Eukaryota; Metazoa; Chordata; Mammalia; Carnivora; Felidae
Product: NXPE family member 3-like
Source: RefSeq, a predicted model, not a curated record
AUGAGGGUCUUGAUCACACACCAGAUGUCUAGUAAACAACUCCAGGCUUCCACAGACCUAUUCAUCAGACCAUUCAGGUGGCACAUGAUUGUGAUUGUGGGAUCAGUCAUUGCAAUUUGUAUCUUGUACAUCAGAGUUUCCUGGCCUAACAGCAUGGUCCCUCUGCCCCCACAGCCCUGCCCUGCCUGCAAGUCCCCUGGCUCUCUCCCCAAGGAGCUCUCGGACCUGACCCAUCUUCUGCACUGGCCUCCCACCCCAGGAGAUGCGGGGGACCUUUUGGCCUCCACCAGUCCCCAGACUUCCACCUACCACCUGAGGGAUCGUUCCCAGGCCAGCUACACCCUGGGAGGCUCCCUAGAGGCCAUCCUUGUCGCCAGAGACCACCAGGGCAGGCCCAAGACCUGUGGUGGAGAUCUGUUUCGGGCACAGCUGCUGGGUCCCCACCUGAAGGCAGGAGUCCCUGGGGAUAUCCAGGAUCUGGAGAAUGGCACCUACCUGUUGUCCUUCCCUCUGCUGUGGGCUGGGCAGGCCCAGGUGCGAGUGCAGCUGAUCCACUCCAGCGAGGCACUUAGGGUCCUGCGGGGAAUCUGGAGAGACCAAUGGGCCACAGUUGAUUUCAUGGGCUAUUUCCGAGGACCCACAGGAUAUGAAGAAAUUGUGACUUGCAAUGUUAACCCCCUGCUAACUGGGGAGGAAGAGUCUACCUGUCACUACAAGGAUGAAGAUUCUGGUGAGCUCUGGUUCUGUGCUCGACCCCCAACCCUGCCCUGCAACUCACUGGUAGGGCCUUCAAGUGGACAUUACUGGAAUAUGACCACACCACACGAGGAGGCCCUGCUGGCAUGGAACGUGACAGACAAGGUCCUCCCUCAGGGUAUUUCUCCAAUCUGGGUGGCCAAGGAGAGCAACAAGAGUCUGGUUCUGUCCCCUCGACAACCAUGCCACCCUGGGAUCCCAGGCCCAAAGCCCUCUGGCUUCUACCACCAAGAUGUGUGGCACUCACUGUCCUGCUCCGGACGCUCCUUCUCCACUGUUGACAGCAUCCUGGGCUGCCUGGCUGGUCAUGUCGUCCACAUGAUGGGGGAAUCCACACUUCGGCAGUGGUGGGAGUACCUGCACGACACUGUGCCCUCCCUGAAGCCUAUGGAUCUACACACCACAUAUCAGACAGGGCCCCUGAUGGCGGUGGAGACCGCUCGGGGCAUAGUGCUGCACUGGCGGGCCCACAGCUGGCCCCUGCGCUCCCUGCACACACCAGUGGCCUCCUUGCACUCUGUGGUCUGGGAACUGGGGGGCCUGGCCGGGGGCCCCCACACAGUGGUGGUGCUGGGCCUGGGCGCCCACUUCACCACCUCCCCAUCUGUCUUUGUGCAACGACUCGCAGGGAUCAGGGCAGCCGUGGCUGCGCUGCUGGCCCGCGAGCCCCGCACUGUCGUGGUCAUCAAGCUGGCCAAUACCGGCUACAAGUCUGUGUAUGGCAGUGACUGGUUCACCCUCCAGGUGAACCGGCUUCUCCGAGCCGCCUUUGCUGACCUCCGUGUGGCCUUUGUGGACGCCUGGGAAAUGACCUCCAGUCUGGCUCUGCCCGACAGGAUCCACCCAGGGCGGCUUAUUGUCCGCAAUGAGGUCAACUUCCUCCUGUCCUUCAUUUGCCCCAUUUGA